UCCCCAGCCUCUGGAGAAAAAGCAAUGCAACCAGCAUGUCUGAGACCAAGCGCACCCUGACAUGCUGGUGUGGUGAUGUGGAGAUGGAGCUCGUGGGCGCUCCGCUGGCUAGCCUGCACUGCCACUGCGGCAUUUGCCAGAAGUGGUCGGGGGCUCCGUUCCAAUGGCUAGUACUAUACAAGGCCGACAAGACAUCCGUCGUCAAGGGGAAGGACAACGUCACCAUCACUAGGACCAGCGAGGACAUGGAGCGCGGGAGACGGACAUGCACCUCGCACCUCUACAACAACCGGGGCGGGCACAUUUUUGCCAUUCCGGGUGUCGUAAUCAAGGGCAUCCGCUCCGAGGACCGCACCAUCGCCGAAGGGUUUGCGCCUUCCGCCGAGAUCUUCUACGCUACCCGGGUCCAGGAUUCGAACGGAGGCCUCCCAACCUUCGACAGUGUUCCGACUCUAACGUGAUUAUAUUAGCGGCUGCUUUUCUGGAUGGAGAGUUGGCAGCUUCAUCCGCGGGUGGCGACAGGCGUGGAGCACAGAGAGCGCUUCGCCAUGAAUGAAAGCGUCGUGUGCGCAUUGAGAAAUGGUGCUCAUCUGCACUGCCGGAAACUCGGUCUGAAACCUUUUGGCGCGAGCCGCAGCAUGCGUGUGUUGAUGUGAAGUCAACAGUUGGUGUGUGUGCUGUUCAUGUGCCCACCGAGGUUGAGAUGCGGUGUCCUCUGGGCGGCUAGCACCACUUCCCCUGGCAGCAACUAGGCUCUCCCUACAAAAUCGUGACUGAGGAGUGCUGUUGAUACUUGUUGUUCGACCCCCGAGAUGAUGCAACCGUCUGUGUGGUUUCGCGAAGACGCCGAAAGUAACACACGAAACAAACAGAAGAAUGCCGCACGGAGCGACAGACGGCUCAGACCCGUACUCGACCCCUGAACAAGCACAGGCACCUUAUACUCUCGUGUGGUGUUGGGUUUGUUCGGGCAUCAGGCCUGCGCCUUGGUGCGGAAGACUGCGGGUGCUUGUCGAAGGGUGAGCACCUAGAGCGUGCCAUUAAAUAUGUGAAUAAUUUUUUUUCGUCCGCCUGUCUGUGUAACUGCGUGGGCUGCGGUGCGGGGUGGUAGUAAGUUACUUGAUCACAGUUUGGGGGUUAUCCAUUCAUUGGCGCUUGUUGGACGUUGAGGCCCAGAUGUACCGUAUUUUGAAAAUAGCACACCCGCCGCGGGUGUGGGACGGUGCGCGACUUGGAUUUAAAGAGAGAAAGGGGGGCGAUGCUGCAGAGAUUGCGGAGAUCAGAGUAGACUCGUAAAAGUUUCUUCAGGAGAUUGCGAGGAGAGUUGCCUCGCACAAGUGUCUUCAGAUCGCUGUAGCCGACUUUUAUUACUCGCACCAACAACUCAAGUCUUCGAGAAUGGUACUACUUUCGUGGAACAAUCCAACACAUCAAGCAGAGUUGACAGCGCAAGCUCUGAAGUAGAAACAAUGAUGGGUGGGGUUGCGGUGCGGCUGCACGUUAUGACAUAUAUCUGUGUUGUCUGCACCGAGCAUGCGGGUGGGUCUCUGUUGCCCGUUCCCGUCGUGUCUUGCGACCAUGGAAUCGGGGCAGCGUUGACGCAUUUCAAACUCGUCGCGCCUGGGAAUUUGCGCUUCAUGUCUUAAGACACCUGCGAGAUGUUCGUCGGAAUACUGUUUGCCGGACAAGGCAGCUGCGAGUGACAUGCGGUAUACGUGGUCCGGCGGAAUGAGCACGCAAGUUCCACGAAUCUGUACGGCGACAUGGGAGAAGCUAUUGAAUAUCUCUCGUGGAAACCAGGGUCUCCUCUUCUCAUGGAUGCCUUUUCGAGGCAACGGCCUGGGCCUGAAGAUUCCAGAUUUAAGAGACCUGUGGGAAAUACA
Messenger RNA from Ectocarpus sp. CCAP 1310/34, 1883 nucleotides. The record is from the annotation of a GenBank genome assembly. NCBI's taxonomy places the organism in Eukaryota, Phaeophyceae, Ectocarpales, Ectocarpaceae.